AUGUCGGACUCGGAAGAGCACCAUUUUGAGUCUAAGGGCGACGCAGGAGCGUCAAAGACCUACCCCCAGCAAGCUGGUACCAUUCGUAAGAAUGGCUAUAUCGUCAUCAAGAACAGGCCUUGCAAGGUUGUAGAAGUUUCCACUUCAAAGACAGGCAAGCAUGGACAUGCAAAGUGCCACUUUGUGGGAAUUGACAUAUUUAAUGGGAAGAAGCUUGAGGAUAUUGUUCCUUCAUCCCACAACUGUGAUGUUCCUCAUGUUUCUCGCACUGAUUAUCAGUUGAUUGAUAUCUCUGAAGACGGUUUUGUGAGUCUUUUAAUGGAUAAUGGAGACACCAAGGAUGAUCUGAGGCUUCCUACUGACGACAAUCUGCUCGGCCAGAUAAAAGAUGGGUUUGGUGAAGGAAAGGACCUGGUGCUGAGCGUUAUGUCUGCAAUGGGGGAGGAGCAGAUCUGUGCCCUUAAGGACAUUGGCCCAAAAAGCUAA
This is a messenger RNA of Juglans regia (Persian walnut), 486 nucleotides long. RefSeq names its product eukaryotic translation initiation factor 5A-like. Lineage: Eukaryota; Viridiplantae; Streptophyta; Magnoliopsida; Fagales; Juglandaceae. The record is from RefSeq and is a predicted model, not a curated record. Bases 1 to 486 code for a protein of 161 amino acids. Gene Ontology annotation, biological process: positive regulation of translational termination; positive regulation of translational elongation. The transcript is spliced from 5 exons. Gene Ontology annotation, molecular function: translation elongation factor activity; RNA binding; ribosome binding.